UCGGCGGCAUUAUUAAAAUAUUAUAUUAAUUGCUAAGUUGACAAACAUUGAAUUUUUUUCUCAAUAACAUCAGUGAUUUGUAGUUUUUAUAUUUUGGAUCGAAUUAUUUAAUUUCGAAAACCGGUAUUUAACUGUUGUUAAAAUUGAACGAAUUUAAUUAUGUCGCCAAAAAAACGACGUGGAGGGUCACGAGGUCGUGGUAGAGGUAUAACGAAAAGAAGAGGUCCAAAGCCACGUCAACCUUUGUCUCCAGAUACUCCUACUGCAGAUGAUACUGAUGCCGAAGGUACAUCCACAGAUGGUAAUGUGUCGUUCAAACAGGCAAUGUCACCUCCACAGUCAUCAAUCAGAAAAAAACAUACUGAUUACAGUGAAGAAAGAGAGCUGUCAUUACCUCGAUUAAAACCUACUGUCAUUCCAGAAAAUUCUACAUUCCUAUCAAUGCUGGACCGUGAUAACAAAUCUGACUAUAUAAUGACAGAUGACGAAUUGGACCAUAUUCAAUGGGAUCUUGAAGCAAUGCUAACCAAUGUAAUCGUACGCAGAAAUACAAUAAGAGAUGAGCUAAGCACUUUUGCAUCAAUGCAGUUUGCUCGUUCUCUACAUAGGAUGGCUAAAAACCCUAAACUUCCUACAAUUAGACCAAGAGCUGCUGCAGAAAUAUCACCAGUGAAUGAAUGUCGUAAGAUGAAGGUUGAAUUUGAUCCUACUAGCAAAGAAUUACCACCAAGCAAAACUGAAUCAGCAAAUAAAUUUUGGUUACUGGUUGAACCAUAUUUAGCACAUGUAAAAAAAGAAGAUCUCAAAUGGUUAGAUGACCUAGUUAAAUCGUAUAGCCCUAGUAAAAAAUUGUAUGAAAUACCACCUUUGGGUGAACAUUAUGCAAAGAAUUGGGCUAAAGAAGAGCUAGAAAUGCAAAAACACCAGUCAUCAUGUUCUCCACGUCCGCCUAAAAAACUUAAAUUUGCUGAACGUAUACCCCCUGAUGUUGUAGAAUUAGUGGAAAAAGCUAAUGCUGCUAUACAUGAUGGUAAUGUAUACACACCAGUUUAUCAAAGAGUUAUCACAGCUCUUUUGGAUCAUUCAAAUUUGUCUAUAGAGGAUUCUGAAGAUAUGUUCGCAGAAUAUGAAGAUGACGAAAAACCACAAGAAAUGAGCAAUGUUUGUAAAGAAUUUUAUGCAGAACAAAGUGUCAAGAAACAAUUGAAUAAAUUAGGACUCAUUGGUCGUAAUUCUAAACCGGUACCAACACCAGAAGAAUUACUACCUUCUUUGAGUAUAGCUGAUGAGGAAAAUGAUGAAGUUUUAGAAGAAUUAGUCAAGUGUGAUAAUGCAUUAACUCAAUUAAGAGAAAUGAACAAAAACCAUUUGACUCAUUUAUUGGGAAGAUGCCGUAAAGAUUAUUAUCAACAAAUUAUAAAAAAUAAAAUUGAAAAAGUAAACAAUGAGAUUUUAAAUUUUAAAACACAGCAAAAUGAAUCAUGGUCAAAGGAAAAAAAAAUUGCUCAAAUGUCUGAAGAAAAUGAUGAACUGCAUUUUUUAUUAAACCAACGUAGCAAUUAUCUAGGACAAUUGCAGUCAGUAGCAUCCGAAUCCAAUAAUUUGAACUUAAGCCCAUCUGUUUCAGAUGAUUCAGAAUCUAGUGAUGAAGACUGUGAAGCAUCUAAUGUACAUAUUAAAACUGAACCAUCUGAAAAUGAUACUAGUGUAAAAAUGAACAACCUAAUAAAUGAUGAAUGUCAAGCUGAAGAACGUAUUGAAAUUAAUAUUAAACAUGAAAUUAUUGAUGAGAAAAUGGAUUUUGAAGAAGCUAAUGACAAUAAUAAGGGUGUAGAAUAUGUUGAAAAUGUUAUUAACGAAGAAGUUCAUACUGAAGAAAUAGAAAUGACUUCACAUGAAGAAAAUCAAAUAGAAAAGGAUAAAGAAGGCAAAAUUAACCAAGAGGACCUAACAGAAUUACAAACAAAUGUUAAGGUCAAUCCACUUGUUCAGAUUAAAGAAGAAGAAAGUGGUUGUUCAGAGAAAUUUACUAGUGAACGACGACGUAGGAAGUCUAAAAAAUGUACUUCAGAAAGCGAACAGACUUCUAAAAUUGAAUCAAGAAAACCAAUUAAAAUUAAACAGGAACCUGCUGAUUAUGAUCUAGAAUUAGAUCCUUCAGAGGAUAUAAUUGAUGGUGUUAAAAGAGAACUUCGACCUCGAAAGUUAAACGAACCACAUAUUUAUUUUGAGCCAUAUGAUGGUUCUACAAGCGAAGGAAGUGAUUUUACUGAUCUGUCAGAUUAAUUUUAAUACCAAGCAUGCAAAAAGUUACACAUUAACAACUUCAGUAUAGCAAAGGUCUCACUAUUUAUAAUAUAAUAAGUUUAAUUUGAUUGAUUUUUUCAUCUUAACAACAUGUACACAAUUUUAUUGUAUCAAAGUAUAAGAUUAGUUAUGUAAUUUAAAGUAAUAAUAAUUAAUAAGAGAUAAAAAUGCAAUAUUUUACUUUCAUUUUUAACCCCAUAUCAUACUGACACAUAGAUUGUUAUGUAUAGUAUCAUACAUGCAUGGUCUGUCAAGUGCAUUACCCAUUAAUCAUAAUUCAUUUUUGUGUUUAUUUUUUGUAGUUUUUAAAAUAACAAAUAGUCUAAUACUAUAAAAUUGUAUUUAUAUAGCCAUUAACA
Messenger RNA from Rhopalosiphum maidis (corn leaf aphid), 2666 nucleotides. RefSeq lists its product as uncharacterized. Bases 160 to 2286 code for a protein of 708 amino acids. Gene Ontology annotation, cellular component: SAGA complex. Lineage: Eukaryota; Metazoa; Arthropoda; Insecta; Hemiptera; Aphididae. The transcript is spliced from 10 exons. Gene Ontology annotation, molecular function: transcription coactivator activity. Gene Ontology annotation, biological process: regulation of transcription by RNA polymerase II. The record is from RefSeq and is a predicted model, not a curated record.